CGCGCCUGCUUCCUUUUUCCUAUACCUGUUCACUCCCACAGGAGGAAGUUGUAGAUUCUCUUAAAAGGGACGCGCCAGAGCAGUGGACUCACUCUCGGGUGUGACGCGGCGACAGGACCGGAUCAGAAUGCGGCUGAACCAGAUUCUCAUCGGGACUGUUUGCCUCGUGGCUCUGUGCGCGUGCAAAAAGUGUGUCAGCGUAGAUGACCUGAAGAAAAUAGAGGAGAAGGCGAUGAGAAAACACGGCAUCGGCAUCUGGCAGCACAGCAUCUCCUCUCCCAGCUCAGACGCAACCGGCUGUCCGGUUGACCUUUACCAGAACUGGGACUCCAAAGAUGAAAAGAGAUCCGUCUCCCCCUGGAAAUACACGGAAGUCACAAGGGAGGGUUACUUCCCCCCCUCCUACAUGGAGGCCCAGUGUCUGUGUAAAGGAUGCAUACUAAAAGAGGGCAACAAUGUCAUUGAGAGCCACAACUUCAACUCCAAGCCCCUGGUGGUGUCCCGGAUGUUUCUGAGACGAGUCCUCUGUGAGGGCGGGAACAACGGCACGGCCAAGACGUACAAACUGGAGAGGGUUCAACUGGAUGUAGCAGUGGGGUGCAUCUGUGUCAGGACCCGAAGCUAGGGGGGGCGCUGGGGAGUGUGUGGUGAUGGUCUAACGAGCACGAUGCCCUGGGGCACCGGUUUCACCCCCAGG
Oryzias latipes (Japanese medaka) is the source of this 697-nucleotide messenger RNA. It is a transcript of the gene il17c, whose product is annotated as interleukin 17c. Lineage: Eukaryota; Metazoa; Chordata; Actinopteri; Beloniformes; Adrianichthyidae. Gene Ontology annotation, cellular component: extracellular region. The record is from RefSeq and is marked provisional. Gene Ontology annotation, molecular function: cytokine activity.